ACUCCAUUUGGUAAGACCUAAUAUACUUGGGGGUUUGUGCUUUCUUUUCUUGUCUCGGAGAUUUGAGUGACAUGAAUAUAGAUCUGGAGAUGUCUUCCCCGACCAAGCCAGAGCCGACGUGUCUGAUCAUGUCACUCCCCGACGAAGUUGUAAUUGACAUCAUAGCGCGUGUCUCCACACGAUUUCAUCCGUCCAUCUCUGCCGUCUGCAGGCGUUUCAGAACACUUGUUGCGUCGCCCGAGCUUUACGAGGCGAGAAGAUCCUUGUUAGGCCGCAACGAACAUUGUCUAUAUGUUAUUCUCAAGAGCACGGGUGAGAAUUCCGAAAGCCGUGUAUACAAUCUCCGCCGCAGACCCGACGGGGGUCGCCGCUUGGUCCAUAUCUCGUCGCUUCCUGUUAUGCCUCGCGAAGCAAGCUUCGUAGCUGCGGCGGAUGGUUCAAGGAUACAUGUGUUUGGUGGGUUUAGCCUUUAUGACCGCAGAGAACCGAGUGCGUUAAGCAUAGACUGCAGAUAUCACACGGUGCAACCCUUACCAGCCAUGCCUAAACCCAUGACCGGCACUCCUCUCGCUCACAUGAUGGAUGAGAAGAUCUACGUAUUUGGAUGUACUGAUUAUCACAACAAGGUCACGGCUGUGUUCAAUACAAAAACACAAACGUGGGAGCCUGAGAUGACAGAGCCAUGCAUCGAACUACGCCAUAUGUUGCAUGGACCGAAUGGGUCUGUUAAUACAAUUAUUUACGAUGUUUCGGAGGAAACGAAAUGGAAGCAGAAGUUUGAUACCUGGAAGAACGUGUGUGUCAUUGAUGAUGCGUUCUACUCCUACGAUCGUCUUUACAACAAGUUAAUAGCCUAUGACACAAAACAUAGGGAUUGGAAAGAGGUGAAAGGUGUUGGAACAUUGUCUCCUGGUAAGAAAAGUGCAGUAGGGUGGCCACGCGCUGUCAAUUACGGUGGGAAACUGCUUUUCUUGUAUGAAAAAAUGAUUUGUAGAACAAGAGAGCUUUGGUGUGCAGAGAUUGCAGUGGAAAGACGUCAGGAAGGCCGUGAGAUUUGGGGUAAAGUUGAGUGGUCUGAUCUUGUAAGUGUUGGGGAUUUUGAUUUAAUUGAAUCUAUAGUUGCCAUGCCUUGAUGUAUGAACUUCUCUAUAACAUUCCAAUUUAUAAUAUACA
This is a messenger RNA of Raphanus sativus (radish), 1173 nucleotides long. Its product is annotated as F-box/kelch-repeat protein At4g38940-like. Lineage: Eukaryota; Viridiplantae; Streptophyta; Magnoliopsida; Brassicales; Brassicaceae. Gene Ontology annotation, molecular function: protein binding. The transcript has a single exon. The coding region runs from base 72 to 1133 and encodes 353 amino acids. The record is from RefSeq and is a predicted model, not a curated record.